GCAGUACGGAUUGCCAUGGAACGCAACCACAAAUUCGAAUCUUCGCGAUUUUGCCGCACGAGGUCUCCGAAAUCAAUUAAAAACUGUGCCGUCACUCUUUCAUUGGCUCUCGGGGGAUAUCUCGUCAGUGACGGAAAAUCAUACAGGUUUCCGCACGAAAUGAGUCUUCAGGACGCGUUGUACGUUGUUGCGACCGCGCCGUUUAACGCCGUUUACAAAGGGAGCAAAGUGACCGCUUCGUACGCUUGGCAUACUGCUGCAGCGGCCACAGAAUACUUAGGACUAAAAUCAAAAGUUGAAGCAAAAAUGGCUGAGCCUAUACCUAUAUGGAAAUUAGCUGCUGCCAGUGGACCAUAUGUCAAACUCGCAGCUUUGAGUGGAACAAUGGCUGUAGUACUUGGUGCUAUUGGAUCUCACAGAUAUUACUCCAAAGAUGAAGAAGGACAGGAGCAGCGUCGAAUCUUUGAAACAGCAAAUCGUUAUCACUUCAUACACACUCUAGCUCUGUUAGGAAUGCCACUCUGCAGAGUUCCAUCCGUGGCUGCUAUACUCAUGCUCUCUGGAAUCGUGCUGUUUAGCGGCAGCUGCUAUUAUACCGCUUUUACCAAUGACCGACGAUUGAGCAAGUUGACACCUGUUGGAGGAUUUUGUCUUAUACUAGGGUGGUUUUCCAUGAUCUUUUAAUUAAUAUCGUCAGAUACGCGGUAUUAUACUAAGAUAAAUACUAUAAGUCUAAAUACAUAAAAAAAGGAGUUACAAUGUUAUUACAUAAGGUACUAUAUAUAAUCUUAUAAAUUUAAAUUCUAUAUAUUGUCAGCUUGUAUACAGUAUUUUCGAUAAACAUACAAAGAAAAUAAAGAGGAGGAGCUAUAUGCUUAUUUUAAAUUAA
Dinoponera quadriceps is the source of this 889-nucleotide messenger RNA. Its product is annotated as transmembrane protein 256 homolog. The coding region runs from base 16 to 684 and encodes 222 amino acids. Lineage: Eukaryota; Metazoa; Arthropoda; Insecta; Hymenoptera; Formicidae. The record is from RefSeq and is a predicted model, not a curated record. The transcript has 5 exons.